Messenger RNA from Camellia sinensis, 2351 nucleotides. Its product is annotated as FACT complex subunit SSRP1. Gene Ontology annotation, molecular function: nucleosome binding; DNA binding; histone binding. The record is from RefSeq and is a predicted model, not a curated record. Lineage: Eukaryota; Viridiplantae; Streptophyta; Magnoliopsida; Ericales; Theaceae. Gene Ontology annotation, cellular component: FACT complex; nucleus.
AAGAAGAAGAAAAGAGGUGCUUUGCGCACCCCAAACAGCCCCUAUAUAUCUGCAGAAAAUCUGUAGUGUUUGUGUGCGCUCUCUCUCUCUCUCUCUCUCUCUGAGCUCGGAACCAUGGCCGAUGGUCACCUAUUCAACAACAUCUCUCUAGGUGGCCGCGGUGGCACUAAUCAAGGGCAAAUUAGGAUUCACUCGGGGGGUAUAUUGUGGAAAAAAUCAGGGGGUGGGAAAGCUGUGGAAGUUGAUAAGGAUGAUAUUGUGGGACUUUCCUGGAUGAAGGUACCCCGGUCUAAUCAACUUGGUGUUAGAAGUAAGGAUGGUCCGUACUACAAAUUCACUGGUUUCCGUGACCAGGAUGUGGCUACUCUUACCAGUUUUUUACAAAGCACUUGUGGAAUAACACCUGAAGAGAAGCAGCUUUCUGUUAGUGGAAAAAACUGGGGUGAAGUUGAUUUGAAUGGGAAUAUGCUGACUUUUCUAGUUGGUUCAAGGCAAGCAUUUGAGGUGUCUUUAGCUGAUGUCUCCCAAACACAACUGCAAGGAAAAAAUGAUGUCAUUUUAGAGUUCCAUGUGGAUGACACAACUGGUGCUAAUGAGAAAGAUUCAUUGAUGGAGAUAAGUUUUCACAUACCUAAUUCCAACACUCAGUUUGUUGGUGAUGAAAAUCGUCCUCCUGCUCAGGUCUUCCGUGACAAAAUCAUGUCAAUGGCGGAUGUUGGUGCAGGCGGUGAAGAAUCUGUUGUUACAUUUGAAGGAAUUGCGAUUCUUACUCCAAGGGGCCGAUACAAUGUUGAACUUCAUCUUUCAUUUUUGCGGCUUCAGGGGCAAGCUAAUGAUUUUAAAAUUCAGUACAGCAGUGUUGUUCGCCUUUUUCUAUUGCCCAAGUCUAACCAACCGCAUACCUUUGUUGUUGUUACUCUCGAUCCACCUAUCCGUAAAGGUCAAACUUUGUACCCACAUAUUGUUUUGCAGUUUGAAACAGACUAUGUGGUUGAAAGCACCCUAUCAAUGAAUGAUGAUCUUUUUAAUACCAAAUACAAGGACAAGUUAGAAUCAUCGUAUAAGGGCCUGAUUCAUGAAGUAUUCAUAUUGAUAAUGCGUGGCUUGUCCGGUGCAAAAGUCACUAGACCAGGAAAGUUCCGUAGCUGUCAGGAUGGUUAUGCUGUUAAGUCUUCAUUGAAAGCUGAAGAUGGUGUCUUGUAUCCACUUGAAAAGGGUUUUUUCUUUUUACCUAAGCCUCCAACUCUUAUUCUUCAUGAAGAGAUUGACUAUGUGGAGUUUGAAAGGCAUGCUGCUGGAGGCUCAAAUAUGCACUACUUUGAUCUUCUUAUCAGAUUGAAGACUGAGCAAGAACAUCUUUUCCGGAACAUCCAGAGGAAUGAAUAUCACAAUCUUUUUGACUUCAUCAGUGGGAAAGGUUUGAAAAUCAUGAACUUGGGAGACAUCCGAACUGCAGAUGGUGUUGCAGCUGUUCUGCAAAGUGAUGAUGAUGAUGCUGUUGACCCACAUCUUGAGCGGAUUAAGAAUGCAGCUGGUGAAGAUGAGAGUGAUGAGGAGGAUGAAGAUUUUGUUGCUGACAGGGAUGAUGGAGGCUCACCUACCGAUGAUUCUGGUGAAGAGGAAUCUGAUGCUAGUGACAGUGGAGGCGAGAAAGAGAAACCUGCCAAAAAGGAAUCCAAGAAAGAACCAUCUACAUCGAAGGCAGCCUCCAGUAGGGGUAAGUCUAAAGAUGGUGAUGAAGAUGGUUCGAAGAAGAGGAAACAGAAAAAGAAGAAGGAUCCGAAUGCACCAAAGAGGGCCCUAUCUGGUUUUAUGUUUUUCUCACAGAGCGAAAGGGAGAAUAUUAAGAAAAUUAACCCUGGAAUUGCAUUCACUGAUGUGGGAAGAGUUCUUGGAGAUAAAUGGAAAAAGAUGACAGCUGCGGAGAAAGAACCAUAUGAAGCGAAGGCCCAGGCUGACAAAAAACGCUACAAGGAUGAAAUCAGUGGGUACAAGAACCCUCAGCCGAUGAACAUAGAUUCUGGAAAUGAAUCUGACAGUGCAUAGUUUUUGUUUGUUUUUUUUCACAAUUAAGUUGGAAGUGGCGGUGUUUAUAGGUCCUUAAUGAUGUUUCUAUACCAAUUUUCCGUAGUAGAAUUCUCUUAUGGUAAAAUGCUCAUAGAAUGGCAUACAAGUUUUUGGCACAUUUGGAUAUGUAAGAGAGAACCUGUUUGUUUAGUAAUUGGCAAGUCGUAUAGGGAAAUGUGGUGACUAUUUACACAAAGCAAUUGAUUCGUACACAUCCAAAAAACAAAAAACAAAAAACAAAGUGUACUAAUAUUCUCAAAAUUCAGCAAAGGUGAGAUUUGAUA